GUCUUCUUUCUCUGGCCCUCAGUGGUCCCAGCUGCACAAUACAGACGUUAAGAAUGAAGGGUUGCCAGGAGACGGGCGAGACGUGUCAGGUGUUGGCCUCCGCCGUCAGGGCUGGCCUGCCGAGCCUACGGGAGCUUGACCUGCGUCUCAAUGAGCUCCAUUACACCGCAGCCAACGUGCUACUGACAAGCAUGACAAGCCCUCAAUGCCAGCUUGAGACACUGAGGCUGAAAAGGUGUGGUCUGACAUACCAGUACUGCGAGGCCCUCGCCUCUGUCCUCGAGUCAGGGGUCGCAUGCCUCCGCGAGCUGGACCUGAGUGACAACGACCUGGAUGACCACGCGAUCCAGAGGCUCGCGUCUGGCCUCACGAGUUCUAACUGUGCCCUGAAAACCCUGAGACUGGAGCAGUGUUCUCUGAUGGCUGACUCCUGCCCAGGCCUGGCGUCCACGCUGUGUUCGACCCACUGCCCCCUGACUGAGCUGGUCCUGAGCCGAAACUCCCUGCAGGACUCGGGAGUGGAAGCUCUCUGCCAAGGGCUGGAGAGUCCCAACUGUAAGCUGGAGACGCUCAGGUUAUCUUUCUGUUGCGUCUCUGAGCGUGGCUGCAUGGCCGUGGCAGCGGCCCUGACCUCGCGACCCUCCUGCCUGAGGGCACUUGACCUGAGCUACAAUCACCCCGGAGACGCAGGGAUGCGGGCACUCAGGGCAAAAGAGCAAGACCCCAACUGCCACCUCACCACCGUCAACUUUGAUCAUGGAGGAAUAUACUGUCUGACAACAGAAUUAAGAAAAUAUGCUUGCAUGCUCUCGUUUAACCCGGACACCAUGCAGUCCGAGCUCUCUCUCUCCGAGGACAGCCGAAGCGUGUCGUGCGGCGCGGAGGUCCACCGCUACCCCGACCGGCCCGAGCGCUUCGCCCUCUGCCCCCAGCUGCUCUGCGCCGAGCCGCUGUCCGGACGCCGCUUCUACUGGGAGGCGGAAUGGUCCGGAAGCCGAGCGCUGGCGGGCGUCUCGUACGGGCGCCUCGAGAGGAAAACGGCCGCCGACGUGUCCGGGCUCGGUGCCGGCGCCACCUCCUGGGCGCUGGAGUGAAGCGCGGUCGCCGCCGGCGGGUACCGGGCCUGGCACGACGAGAGGCGGGCGGACGUUCCGUCGCUGCUGCCUCGCGGCUGGUCGGCGGCGCGGCGGGUCGGGGUGUUCCUGGACUGUCCGGCGGGGACGUUAUCCUUCUACGCCGUGUCGUUAUCCUCCUCCUCCUCC
Messenger RNA from Sardina pilchardus (European sardine), 1262 nucleotides. RefSeq names its product ribonuclease inhibitor-like. The coding region runs from base 54 to 1094 and encodes 346 amino acids. The record is from RefSeq and is a predicted model, not a curated record. Gene Ontology annotation, biological process: intracellular signal transduction. Lineage: Eukaryota; Metazoa; Chordata; Actinopteri; Clupeiformes; Clupeidae. Gene Ontology annotation, molecular function: protein binding. The transcript has 7 exons.